UUCUAUUCUGAAAGCAACUUUUGCAAAUACCUCUUAAAAUUCCGCACAAACAAUUCACAAAAAUAUCCAUUACAACAUACCAGUAAAGAUAUUUCAUUAAAGUUUCCCAUCCUUCGAAAUCAAUUCGUUAAAGUUGGUUUCAACUUCAAAGAUGGCGGAAUGUAGUUGAAUUAAAUGACGCUUGUGUAAAAUUUUAAUUGAUAAGUAAUAAUUGAUUAGAAUUAAUUAUUAUUUAAAAUGGUUACAUGUGUUUGGUGUUAAUUAUGUGAGAGAAUAGCCUUCAUCUGUUUCGUUCUAAGUUGACUUUUUGAUCGUCGAGUGACGUCAGUGUUUCUGUUCUGGUGGCGGGCAAUACGAAUCAAUUGAAAUGGAUAUUAGAAUAUUGCCGAAAUAGUUUUCCCACUUGUUCUAAUAAGAAAUUGAUAAAGGACCAAAAAAGCAGGGAUACACAACCCGUUUGACAGCAUGGAGAUGGGGCAGGUCGCGCAAGCCCAAAGAAAAGUUCUCAACAAUAAUGUUGAGGAAAGCGCAGACGAAGGCAGAAAUGGCCUGGACGACAGGAAGCGAAAGCAAUGCACCAGGAGCGACACGGACAGCCCUCCUCCGCCUUCGAAAUUAUUCAAAGGCGAAGAAAGCAACGGCGAGAGGACAUCUCCGUGCAAAGUGCAGAUCGCACGACUGAACUUUACAGAAAGCCAAGAUGCGGAAGUCACCAGGCCGUAUAUUUUUAAUAGACCGAUUUUGACGGAUUACGAUGAAGAUAUUAUUGGAAGCACCUCCACGUCCACGAAUGAUGGGGCACAUGGGGCAACCUCAUUGUUGACGUCGCCUUGCAAAGUUCGUGUCGCACGUAUUGAUCUUGAAUCGAGCAGCGAUUUCGAAAUAAGCAGCCAGGCGACUACGAGUCAAGGAUCUGAACCCAACAAGGACUUACUCACCUUGAUGGAGGAUUCUGAAAAUUCUUCGUUAAGGUCUGAGGAGGGCUCGGAUUCUGGUUUGGGCUCCGAUGGUGUAGGGACUACAGGUUCGCAUACUCUUCGUGAUGAAGAUGUUGAAAGGAAGCGUCGGGAGCGUCGCGUCCGUUUUCAUGCAGUCACCGUAUACUACUUCCCACGUGCUCAAGGAUUUUGCUGUGUUCCAUCCCAGGGAGGGUCGACUUUAGGUAUGUCCUCCCGCCAUGUGUCCACGAGGCGCCUAAGCGUUGCUCGACACUGCGCGGAACGCCGCCGAAGACUGGCGAUGGCCGCGGCCCGACAGCUCCCAGGGGGGCACAGCUCACGGAACGAUCAUUUCAAGGAUGAUGAAGUCAUGAACGAACUCGAGGACUGCGACGAUGAUGACAGCUGCGAGGAGGACAGUUGCGAGGACGACAGCGACAGCGACGAAGACGACAGUGAAUACGACUCCGAAAGCGUCGUCGGAGAGAAAGAAGUCGUCGCAGGUUGGACAUUAAGAUCGAAGACUGAUAACGAUGAUAAACCAAACACCAAUGAUAAAGAAUCACCAUCAGCCUCCAACUCCGAUAUAGAUCAGGUCAACGCUAACGAGCGUCUCGCUCCUCCGGCGUGCGAACCAGAUUCCAAUCGGGAAGAUGAGGUACUGACUGAAGACGAUGAGGAACAAGAUCUGUCUUGUGGGGGCACCACUGUGGUCCUUGUACCGGUGACUGCUCGUAAAAGGCGUGCUUUGUUGCGAGCAGCCGGAGUUAAAAGAAUAGACCCGAAGGAAAGGGAUGAAUGCAGGGCGGUGCGUGCUUCGAGGGAGGUUUGUGGUUGUGACUGUCGAGGCUUUUGUGAUCCAGAAACUUGUGCUUGCAGUCGAGCCGGUGUUAAAUGCCAGGUUGAUCGUGUUGGUUUUCCUUGUGGAUGCCACAAAGAUGGUUGUGCAAAUACAGCAGGCAGAGCUGAAUUUAAUCCUCACAGGGUUCGAACACACUUUAUGCACACACUCAUGAGAUUAGCCCUUGAGGAAAGGCAUUUGGGAUUGACCAGAAGCAGUGCCAUAAAUGCCCAUCAGCAAUACCAUCGCCAACAUAGAUCCCACGAGCAAAAUAACUUAAAACUCAUGCAAGAACCUUAUCGUAAUCCAGUUAUCAAUCACAGUGGUUACCCAGAUCUGUUCCACUCUUAUGGAGAAUCAUACGGUUAUGAAGGUUACAUGUACCAACCAUACGAAGAGCCUGCACCAUCCUCAUCAUCAGGACUAAUAGUUUACCCAGACAAUACAUGUCACAACGAACAAGAGUACUUUCAAAAUACUCUACCCAAUGAAAUACGACCAGACAAUGACCAAACACAAACUGAAAACGCAACAACGGCGCCUGAGACAAAUAUAGUCCGCGAAGAGAACUUUGCAGAAAUCAUUAAAAAUUCAAUGGUGGACACUGUGUCUGCAUAAGCACAAUUAAUAAUAAUAAGAGAUACAUGUGGCAUUAUAUUUGGUUCGAGUGCUUGUAUAUAAAUGAAACACUUUUAGAAGUAGCUAAUACAUAUGUUAUGUAACCACAGAUUAUUGUAAUAGUAGUUUAGUAAUAUUUCAUAUUUAUAAUCCAUAUAUACGUGUAAUAUAUAAUAAUAU
Molecule: messenger RNA, 2577 nt
Organism: Ctenocephalides felis (cat flea)
Lineage: Eukaryota; Metazoa; Arthropoda; Insecta; Siphonaptera; Pulicidae
Gene: Axud1
Exons: 8
Coding region: 466-2397 (643 amino acids)
Biological process (GO): regulation of transcription by RNA polymerase II
Cellular component (GO): nucleus
Molecular function (GO): sequence-specific DNA binding; DNA-binding transcription factor activity, RNA polymerase II-specific
Source: RefSeq, a predicted model, not a curated record